This is a messenger RNA of Rhineura floridana, 5605 nucleotides long. RefSeq lists its product as uncharacterized. The transcript has a single exon. The coding region runs from base 1 to 3573 and encodes 1190 amino acids. NCBI's taxonomy places the organism in Eukaryota, Metazoa, Chordata, Lepidosauria, Squamata, Rhineuridae. Gene Ontology annotation, biological process: proteolysis; DNA integration. The record is from RefSeq and is a predicted model, not a curated record. Gene Ontology annotation, molecular function: nucleic acid binding; RNA-DNA hybrid ribonuclease activity; aspartic-type endopeptidase activity.
AUGGAGAUUGGGGGAGUAACAGUCGCAGGACUAGUAAAUUCAGGGGCCCAACGGUCAGUUUUAAAUCAACCCCUUGGGAGCUGUAGCAAACAUACAACUCCCAUCAUCGGAGCAUCAGGGAAGUCUGUCUUGGCAAUUAAUUUAAAGGGGCAACCAGUGGCAAUUGGAUCUCAAGUACUUUUCCAUGAAUUUUUGUAUAUGCCCGAGUGUCCUGUCCCUCUUAUUGGAAGGGAUCUUCUGUGUAAAAUGCAAGCUACCCUAGAAUUCAGCCCUUCGGGCCAGGUGAAGAUGAGUACCCCCGCCACAGAAUUACCCGUACUGUUAUGUCCAAUACAGGAGGCUUGGAGAUGUUAUACAUCAGUGUGUGUCAUGAGGGAAAGGACGUCUGAAGAGUGGGAACUGAUACAAUCUGUACCUGGGGUGUGGGCUGAGAACAACCCGUCAAGUUUAGCAAUACGUGCAGAACCAGUCCGAAUUACCCUGAAACCUCAAGCCAGCCCUAUACAACUUAAGCAGUACCCAAUUCCAAGUGAGGCCAGAGAACCAAUUCAACAUCACCUUAACAGGCUGAUGGAGUUAGGGGUGCUGACAAGUAUUACUUCUGCAUGGAACACACCUUUGCUGCCUGUUAAGAAGCCAGGGACAGAAGGCGAUUAUCGUCCAGUACAGGACUUGAAGGCAGUAAAUGAAUCCGUCAUAUCCAUGACCCCUAUAGUACCUAACCCCUACACUUUGUUGGGAAGAAUACCUGGAGGGAGUACUAUCUACACAGUAAUUGAUCUGAAAGACGCGUUCUUCAGCAUACCGUUGGCUGCAGAAGCAAUACCUUUGUUUGCCUUUACUUGGGAAGAUGUCCAAACAGGAGUUACUAGCCAGUACUCUUGGACCCGGCUGCCCCAAGGGUUCUGCCACUCCCCAUCUAUUUUUAGCCAACAGUUGAAUAAAGACUUGAUCAGCUGGCAAGAGGAAAAUGGGCCCUUGUUAAUUUAUGUGGAUGAUAUUUUGCUCCCCAGUCCAGACUUUGAUACUUGUUGGAAAUAUUCCAAAUCUUUGUUGCAAACCUUGGAGGCCCUGGGUUACCGGGCAAGUCAGAAGAAGGCCCAGAUCUGUCAGCUGGAAGUAGAAUAUUUAGGAUUUAUAAUCCAGAAAGACCAAAGGUACCUUAGUCUGGCUCGUACUGCUGCAAUACGUUCACUACCGAGACCUGAAACUAAGAAAGAGCUCCGUACAUUGUUAGGAAUGGCCGGGUAUUGCAGGAUAUGGAUUCUGGACUAUGCCACCAUUACAAAACCAUUAUAUUCCAUGUUACAAGAAUGGAGGCCAGAAACUGCCCCUUUAGAUUGGGAGCCCUCCCACGUUGCGAGCUUGGAAAAACUGAACAAUGCCCUGCUAAACCCACCAGCAUUAGGGAUACCCGAUACGACAAGACCAUUCAAACUAUUUGUGGAUGAUAGAAGAGGAGUUGCGGUGGGAAUGCUGACCCAAGCCUUGGGCUCCUGGGAACGCCCCGUGGCGUAUCUAAGUAAGAAAUUGGACCCCGUAAGCCAAGGCUGGCCAGGCUGCUUGAGGAGCAUUGCGGCUACAUCCUUGUUGUUAACUGAAGCAUUGAAACUCACCUUCGGGCAAACCAUUCAAGUGACUGCAUCACACUCCAUUCGAAAUCUGCUGGAAAAACAAGGGCCGAAAUGGAUGACGAGUUCCCGUUUAAGUAAAUAUACUGCCCAGUUGUGUGAAAAUCCAAACGUGAUUGUACAGGAUAGGGCAACAUUGAAUCCAGCUACAUUAAUGCCAGUGCCAGAGCAAGAGCCAGUACACGAUUGUGAAGAAAUAAUGACUAAAGUGUUCUCCAGUAGACCGGACCUAAAAGAUCAGCCAUUAAGGAAGAGACGAUCCCUAUUCUGCGACGGAAGUAGUUACUUACAGCAAGGGACUAAAGUAGCAGGAUACGCAGUAGUGGAACAAGGAGGACAUAUAGUCCAGCAUGGCAAGCUGCCCCCAGGAACUUCGGCCCAUAAAGCUGAAAUUAUAGCACUUACUGAAGCCCUACGGGAAGGAGCAGGACAGGAAGUGACAAUCUAUACAGAUAGUAAAAACGCUUUCCUCACCUUGCAAGUGCAUGGAGCCCUGUAUAAGGAAAGAGGAUUCCUCACCUCUGAAGGAAGGCCUAUAGCGUACGCACAUGAAAUCAGGGCACUCUUAGAUGCAGUGUGGAAACCUAGGAAAGUGGCUGUGGUACAUUGUAGGGCUCAUAAAAGACAGGAUGGUCUGGUCCAUCAAGGAAAUGCUCAGGCCGAUAAAGCAGCUAAGUCUGCAGCUCUUAAAGCCCCCCCUGUUGCCAGGAGUUUUGCUCACCUGUAUUAUGUAGAAGUUCCCACGGAUGUGGGAAGUCCUGUCUACACUCCAGAGGAAAAAAGAGAAGCUCAAGAUUAUAGUUACCGGGAUGUGAGUGGAUGGAAAGUCUUGCCUGACGGUUGUGUCUGGAUACCUCAAAAUUUGGCUCAUCCUAUAGUUUCCAAGGUUCACCAACAAUGCCACCUGGGAAAGAUAGCUCUGGAAACGUUGCUAAAGAAAUGGUAUUAUAUUGACCAUAUAUCUAAAUGGUGUGAUAUAAUCACCAAAGAAUGCCUUACCUGUGCACAAGUGAAUCCUCGUCGUGGACCAAAUCUGACCCCAGGAGCCAUACUGAAGGGCACUAGGCCCUUUCAAGUGAUUCAGGUUGACUACAGCCAUAUGCCAGCCGCUUGUGGACUAAAGGUAUUGCUCGUUGCUGUUUGUACUUACACUGGAUGGAUAGAGGCUAAACCAGCAACAGGAGAGACAGCAGCUGUAGUGUCAAAAUUUAUUUUGGAAGAAAUUAUUCCUCGAUAUGGUCUACCAAUACAAAUCAAUUCUGAUAAUGGACCAGCGUUUGUAAAUACUCUAGUGAAUAGUCUAUCAACGGCAUUAGGGUUGACUUGGAAGUUACACUGUGCAUGGCGACCACAGAGUAGUGGAAUGGUUGAGAGGGCAAAUCAGACUAUCAAGGCUCAUCUCACUAAGUUAUGCAUAGAGACUAAAGAAAAAUGGCCUUGGCUGUUACCAUUAGCCAGAUGCACCCCACGAAGCUCAGGCUACACUCCGUAUGAAUUAAUGUAUGGCAGACCACCACCUCUGCCAACUGGAGUUGAGGUAUUGGAAGACCAUGGACAAGUACGCCUUCAGAAACAACUGCAGGCUCUGAAUAGGAUUGUUGGACAAUUACAACAGUAUACUGAUCCCAGUCCAUUACAAGUUACAACUAACAUGCACGCCUUUGAGCCAGGGGAUUUAGUAUGGGUCAAGGUAUGGGAUGAUAAACCAUUGCAGCCUAAGUGGAAAGGUCCAUUUGCAGUAAUAAUGGUUACUCCCACGUCCUUGAAGGUUGAAGGGCAGACUCCAUGGAUUCACUGGACCAGAGUGAAACCAGCAGCGAAUCCAGAAUGGGAAGUAGUAACCAACACACCAGGGGCGUUGCGGAUGAGGAUCCGGAAGCGUGCCACUACUGGAAGCAGGGACGCGACGGGAGAAGCCUCCUCGGGACCGGCAACCGAGUGAGCGAAACCAGAGGGUGCUGCAUCCCCUACUUACCCGGAAGAAGUAGUGGGACACCGCCCGAAGAUCCAGAUCUGUCCAGAAAUAGCAAUUAUGUCCUGUUGUAAAUUGUCUUAUGUGAUCAUUUUGUUUCAGUUCUUAGUUCUUUUGAUUCUGAUAUUGUUUCCCCCUUAUUGUCAAGCAUCUGAACCCCCAGGCAUGUGUCAAAAUUGCCAAGAAAAUACCUUUCUAACAUUGGUAAAUCAAGUGGCAAAAGAAUUUAAUUUGUCAAAUUGCUGGAUUUGUGGAAAUCCUCAAGGGUUUCCUCAAUGGCCGUGGAUGGCAAUUCCCUUAAACCCUAAAUGGUUGUUAAGCAACAAGAGUGAUGUUCAUAAUGGAAGUGACCUUUGGACUACUAAUCACAAUUGGGAAGUCCGCUGGAAUCCUGGAGGUCAUUAUUGCAUACAACAAAAUUUGUCGGAGGGGGUCUUGGUCGGAAAAUCAUAUUGCAAUUGGACUAUGCAAUGGGAACAAUUUUGUGUUAUUGCCUACUGUCCCAUUACGGAUUGUAGCAAAGAAAUGCAUAGGUGGAAUCAAACCCAUAUUCAAUUGAAAAAUGGUACUUGGUGUGUCUGUACUCCUGGUAGUGAAAAUCCACUUAUAAACUGUGAUGUGGUAUGUGAUGCAGCAAAUUCCACCACUUUAUUAUGUCAGUUGCAUAACUGUACCUCAGAUCAGAUACUUGAGGAUUGGGCCUGGCAAUGGCGCCAUCCAAAUGGAACCGUAGUAAUGGGGUUCAGUCAAUACUGGAGUAUAGUAAAUGAUACCAGGACUGGUAGAAGUUGUAAAUUUAAUAACUCCACAGGAAUAUGGAAAUGUACACUUCAGGGGACAAAGGCGGCAUUGCUGACAGGGCCAUUGGGAAAUAAGGAUACAAAAUAUUUCUCAUAUGAACAUCGAGCUCCACAAUUACCUGACUCAAUCCGAUAUGCCCUAAAAGGACAUUACUGGAUAUGCGGUCAUAAAGCAUAUGCCAUCCUGCCAGUAAAUUGGACAGUUACCUGUUAUGUAGGAAUCAUUCAACCCAUGUACACCUUAAAAGGGGAAAAUCUAAAUCCCUUAGUUCCAGUGUUUGCUGAUGACAAAGAUGCUCGGAGAAAGCGGACCAUAGAUACAAGUAUAGCCAAAGGUCAGGGAAAUGAUUGGGAGGACGAAUGGCCACCCGAAAGAAUCAUUGCCACUUAUGAUCCUGCGUCCUGGGCACAGGAUGGUAUGUGGGGCUAUAGGACUCCUAUUUAUAUAUUGAACCGUCUCAUCCGGUUGCAGGCGGUAGUGGAAAUAAUCACAAAUCAGACUGCUGGAGCGCUGGAUCUCCUAGCAGACCAAUCCACUCAAAUGAGGGAAGGUAUUUUGCAAAAUCGUUUAGCCCUGGAUUAUUUAUUGGCUAAAGAGGGUGGAGUUUGCAAAUUGUUAAAUCUGACAGAAUGUUGCUUAAAGAUUGACAACAAUGGGCAGGCUGUAAAAGAUCUUACAAAUAAGAAGAAGAAACUCGCCCAUGUACCCAUACAAACCUGGAAGGGAAUAGAUUUAGGUGAUUGGAGUUCGUGGUUCAGUUGGUUUGGAGGAUUGAAAGGGUUAAUAGGUAUUGUCACUGUAUUAUUAUUGUUAUGUUUGUUGUUGCCAUGUGUUUUGUCAGUAAUCGUAAAUCGCUUUAAAAGUAUAAUUUUAGGUACAAUGGAAAACCAGGUAGCCCGACAGAUGGUGUUACAAACCAACCGAUAUCAGCCAGUACCUCAAGAAGAAGAGGAAAAAAAUCAUUUGUAGUACAGUAUUGUGUAAUACUUUAAUUAUUAAAAAUAAGAAGUUAAAGUAUUAAAGGGGGGAAUGAUAAGGAUAAAUAACCCCCUUAGUCUGUUGUACCUUCCAAAUGUUACUUUCAUUGCAGUCACGCCAUCUUGACACAUAUGCACUUGUUGUUUUGCUGUAUUCCUGGCCUUAUAAGGCAAUGUUCUUUUGUAACAGUUUGUGACUGAAAUUAUGGGACGCAGAGACAGAG